This is a messenger RNA of Racocetra persica, 196 nucleotides long. NCBI's taxonomy places the organism in Eukaryota, Fungi, Glomeromycota, Glomeromycetes, Diversisporales, Gigasporaceae. The record is from the annotation of a GenBank genome assembly.
AGUUAGGAUUUACCAACAUUGAUAUCGUACCAAUUCUAGGAUUAGAAGUAGACUGCUUGGCAUCAUGGUACUGGGUUUACGCUGGCCAAUGGCUGGAAGAUAUGCAAGCACAUGAAAAACCAAAAAGAAAAUGUGGGGCAAACCAGCAGUGGCAACAGGUCUCUGGCUUGAAAUAUAGGACAGAAGUACUAGUUGG